CCUGCGCACCCGGCUAGGGUCCCCGGGCUCGCGGCUGCGGCUUCUGCUCGGGGAGGCGUAAGGCGGCGGCGGGAGCGGUCAUGGAGGCGGGCGCCGGAGCCGGCGCGGGAGCCGCGGGCUGGAGCUGCCCAGGACCAGGACCCACAGUGACCACUCUAGGCUCCUAUGAGGCUUCCGAGGGCUGUGAGAGGAAGAAGGGCCAACGCUGGGGUUCCCUGGAACGACGAGGGAUGCAAGCUAUGGAGGGGGAGGUGUUACUCCCAGCUCUCUAUGAAGAGGAAGAGGAAGAGGAGGAAGAAGAGGUGGAAGAAGAAGAAGAACAAGUGCAGAAAGGUGGCAGUGUUGGCUCUCUGUCAGUCAACAAGCACCGGGGACUGAGCCUCACGGAGACAGAGCUGGAGGAGCUGCGGGCUCAGGUGCUGCAGCUGGUGGCAGAAUUGGAGGAGACCCGGGAACUGGCAGGGCAACAUGAGGACGACUCCCUGGAGCUACAGGGGCUCCUGGAGGAUGAACGGCUAGCCAGUGCCCAGCAGGCAGAGGUGUUCACCAAGCAGAUUCAGCAGCUCCAAGGUGAGCUGCGUUCUCUGCGUGAGGAGAUUUCCCUGUUAGAGCAUGAGAAGGAAAGCGAACUUAAGGAAAUAGAACGGGAAUUGCAUUUGGCCCAGGCUGAGAUCCAGAGUCUGCGGCAAGCAGCGGAGGAUUCUGCAACUGAACAUGAGAGUGACAUAGCGUCCCUGCAGGAGGAUCUCUGCCGGAUGCAGAAUGAACUUGAAGACAUGGAACGCAUUCGGGGAGAUUACGAGAUGGAGAUUGCCUCCCUCCGUGCAGAAAUGGAAUUGAAGAGCUCUGAACCAUCCAGUAGUUUAGGUCUCUCAGAUUACUCUGGGUUGCAAGAAGAACUGCAGGAGCUACGGGAACGCUACCAUUUCCUGAAUGAGGAAUACCGGGCCCUGCAGGAGAGCAACAGCAGCCUCACGGGGCAGCUUGCAGAUCUGGAGAGUGAGAGGACGCAGAGAGCAACAGAGAGAUGGCUGGAGUCCCAAACACUAAGUAUGACGUCAGCAGAGUCUCAGACUUCGGAAAUGGAUUUCUUAGAGCCUGAUCCUGAAAUGCAGCUGUUACGGCAGCAGCUACGGGAUGCCGAAGAGCAGAUGCAUGGCAUGAAGAACAAGUGUCAGGAAUUGUGUUGUGAGUUGGAAGAGCUACAGCAUCAUCGCCAGGUCAGUGAGGAGGAGCAGAGGCGGCUGCAGAGGGAGCUCAAGUGUGCUCAGAAUGAGGUGCUUCGGUUUCAGACCUCCCACAGUGUCACUCAGAACGAGGAGCUGAAGUCCAGACUCUGUACCCUGCAGAAAAAAUAUGAUACUAGCCAGGAUGAGCAGAACGAGCUCUUGAAGAUGCAGCUGCAGCUUCAGGCUGAGCUCCGGCAGCUCAAAGUCAUGAAAUCCACACUUGUAGAAAAGCAGAGUGAGAAGGAGUUACUGUGCCGGCUGCAGAAGCUGCAGCUCCAGCACCAGAACGUCACAUGUGAGAAGGAAAAGCUGCUGGUACGGCAGCAGCAGCUGCAGGAGGAGCUGCAGUGCCAUGAGGCGGAGCUGCAGCACCUCAGGGAUACGGUGGCCUCCUUCAAAGAGAGCAAUGAGAAGACCACAGAGAUGCACGCUCAGCUUCAGGAGAUGAAGCAGCUGUACCAGGCCAGCAAGGACGAGCUGGAACGGCAGAAGCACAUGUAUGACCAGCUGGAGCAGGACCUCCUGCUCUGCCAGCUGGAGCUGAAAGAGCUCAAGGCCUCCCAGCCCAUUCCGGAGGACAAAGGAAAGUGUGCUAAUAAGUGUGACACACUGCUGUCCAGACUGACAGAAUUGCAGGAAAAGUACAAGGCCAGCCAGAAGGAGAUGGGGCAGCUGCAGAUGGAGCAGUGUGAGCUCCUGGAGGACCAGAGGAGGAUGCAGGAGGAGCAGGGCCAGCUGCAGGAAGAGCUGCACAGGCUCACACUGCCACUGCCCAAGAGUGGCCUCUUACUCAAGAGUCAGGAGCUACUCACCAAGUUAGAAGACCUGUGUGAGCUGCAGCUGCUCUACCAAGGCAUGCAGGAGGAACAGAAGAAGCUGAUACAGAACCAGGACUGUGUAUUAAAAGAACAAUUAGAGAUCCACGAAGAGCUGCGACGUUUCAAAGAGUCUCAUUUCCAGGAAGUGCUGGAGAAUCCCGAUGAUUCCAAAUUGGCUAAGUCCUCAAAAUGUAAUCGAAACAAGCAAUCCAAGCUGCUCAUGGAGCAGAUGCAGGCCCUGCAGGUGCUGUAUGACGCCGGUCAGGCGGAGCAGGAGCUCUUGCAGCAAGAGCAAGGGAGGCUCCUAGAGGAGCGGAAGAGACUGCAGGCAGACUUGCAGCUCUGCCUGGAAGAAAUGCAGCUGCUUCAAGUCCAGUCCCCUUCUAUAAAAAUGAGCCUUGAGUCCUACGGGAAGAGCUAUGGUAGCAUGGCCCCCAGCAAUGAGAACUGCCGUAAGACUUAUGAUACCACUGUGGAUGACAAUGAGAGCUAUAACAAGAGUUAUACCAGCACCCAGACCAGCAGCGAGAGCUUUCUCAAGAGCUAUGACAGCAGCACCAGUGCCAGUGAGGCCUAUGGGAAGAGUUACUGCACCACCAGCGACAGCAGCAUUACCUAUAAGAAGAGUUACGGCAGCACCAGUAGCUCUGACACCUGCCAGAAGAGUUUUGUCAGCAGCUGCACUGACGAGGAACCUGCUGAGCCUGAAGACAUGGAGCGCUUUGAGGAAAUGGUUGCAAAGGUGCUGAUCAAGCUGCAGACGGUGCAGGCCAUGUACCAGAUAAGCCAGGAGGAACACAGCCAGCUGCAAAAGCAGAUGGAAAAGUUACUGGCCAAGCAGAAAGACCUGAAGGAAGAGCUGGAUGCCUGUGAAAGGGAGUUCAAGGAGUGCAUGGAAUGCCUUGAAAAGCCCGUGGCCCCCCAGAACGACAAGAAUGAGAUCAAAGAACUGCAGACCAAGCUGCGAGAGCUGCAGCUGCAAUACCAGGCUAGCAUGGAUGAGCAGGGGCGGCUUCUGGUAGUGCAGGAGCAGCUGGAGGGGCAGCUGCAGUGCUGCCAGGAGGAGCUCCGCCAGCUCAGGGAGAAGAGGCCCUCUGUUGUCAAAGAAGCCCGGGGAAAGAAUGCUAAUAAGAACAUGAACAAGAAUGCCAAUGGGGUUAAAAUGAAAAAGGUGAUCAAGCCGUGCUCGGAUACUUCUGAGAGUGACUUUGAGACCAGAAAGAGUCUGGAGGUGGUGCUGUACUACAAAGCCAGCCAGAGGAAAUUAGAUGGACUAGCAAAAGAGGAGGAAAAGAAAGAGGAGAUGAAAGAGGAAAAAAAGGAAGUGAAAGAGGAAGCAAAGGAGCAGUGUGGGGAUGAGCUAGUUGCUGAGCCAGCAGAUCCUGGGGAAGCUAAAUCCACAGAAGAUCAGGAGGAAAAUGAAGGGGACAAAGAGCAAGAGGAGAAGGAAGAAAACAGUGAAGAGGAGGAAGAUGACGUUGACUCUUCCCUUGAAAGUCCCGAAGAAAACAACCCCCUCAGACUUUCCGAGAGCAAAAAGUCAUCCCCUACCCCCGAUCCCCCCAUCUUCUCCUUGCCUCUUGUAGGCCUGGUGGUCAUCUCGGCUUUGCUCUGGUGCUGGUGGGCUGAGACGUCGUCCUAAUGCAGGUACUGGUAUUGCUUCCUCUCCUUCUGAGGGAUAGAGGGAGGGUGCAGGUUGCCCUGGCCUCUCCUCUUUCCCUUUUCUCCCAGCUGCUUGCUUCUUGCUUGUGCUAUUUUACAAUAGGUGAUGCUCAGGUCUGUUUUAGUUCUGACUUUUCCUUGGGCUACUGCAAAGCCUGUGACAUCUCUGAGCAUGUCUUCGUAAUGCAUAGGAGGUUGGAAUGCUUGCCAGAGACAUGGUUUGAGUUUCAAUCCUUGGCUGGGAAAAACUUGGCUAAGCCCAGCUCGGUUGCUACUGUCAAAGCUGCCUCACGACUACUUUUUCCCCGCUCAUCCUCUGUGUGAUGGCUAGCCUGACCACUUCUGAUGAGCUGAUGUUUGUCUCCAAGGCUGGCCUGGACUCUCUUUGUCUUUAACUCCAGAGUCAAGUUCUCACUACUGUUGCUACCCAGGAUGGCAAAAUAAGGAAUCCCUCUUCCGUUGGGAGAGAGAGGAGGUCUGAAGAGCUCUGAGGCUCAUGAUCGUCCCAGGGGCAUUGGUAGGAGGGCAACCUAAGUUGGUCCGUCAAGCUUGGUGAAACGGAACUGAACCCUUACUGUAUUCUGCUCUUUCUACUGAACAGUUCUCUGCUUCUGGACUUCCAGUCUCCAGAAAAAUCAGAACAGAAUGCCGGGAAAUUUUAUUAGUUCUCUGUUUAUCUCUUUUGUGGGUCAGAUUCCAUGGUAAUUGGCUUCCCAAGCUAGGUUUUCUGGAGAGAAUGUGGUAUUAGUGAAAAGUUUCUACUAGCCAGAGAUCUGUGUUCUCAGGAAAUUAAGACUGAUUUAUUCUGGCCACUUUCCAGUCAGCUCCCACACAUGUAAUCUAGGCUGUCAACAGGAUACCAAAUUCAGGAGGGAGAAUGUGGUCUUACGGCCUAAGGUGGAAGACUGGGGUUCCACCUGCCUUCUGGAACCCAUAAGGUAUUCUCUCUAGUCCUGUGUUGCUUCUUUCUCAUGCUGUCCCUGCCUCCCCCUCUACUCCCCUCUCUUCUCAUAUUCCUGUGAACAGAAUGUAGCUUAAUGCACAGGGUGGCAGCUGGAGCAUUUGUUGGUGGCACUUCUCUCCAUUUCCUUUUCUGUCCUUCCUCCUGCUCCCUCCCCAGCUUUCCUAUUACUCAUCUUCAAGCUUCCACCUUUCUUCUUGACUUUAGGUAUUCCCUUUACUCUCUGGUCCACAACUGCUUUAGUGAUGGGACCCCUCUCUAUGACUCUUUCUCCCCUGUGCCCCCCCCCUCCCCGCCAGAAAUCUUAAGGCACUACAGGUGAGACCCAAAGCAUUCAGCCACAGCCUUCCACCACCUCAGACUCAGCCUGGCCCAAUCAGGGGGAGAGGAAGAACUGCUGGUGAAGGGUUCUACUGGUGGGGCCUGUUAUCCCCAGAGCUCCAGGAGGCCCCAACAUGCAACUGUGCAGCCAGGACCUGAGGGAGCCCAGUGUGGUAGAAAGCAUGGCUGCCAGGCGGUCAGAAGAACUCGGUUGAGUCUGCCUCUAUUGACAGCCAUUGUCCCAGGGAGCAAAAUGCACAUUCUGAGCUCCAGCUUCUUCAAAUGUAAACAAAGGAUGAUCAAACCUCUGCCCUCCUCACAGGUUUUUGUCAGGACCAGAUGGGUUAAAAUAGAUGAAAGUAUUCUAUAAAUUAUAAAAUACCCCAUCAUUAAUAAAAAGAGCACACACUUACAAAAUGCAGCCUAUGUGUUAGGCACUGUUCUAAUCACUUAGGUAUAUUAACUGAUUUAAUCCUUGCAACAACCCUGUGAAGAAGCUACUCCUAUUAUUACUUUAUAUAUGAUUAAACAAAGGCAUAGAGAAGUUAAGUAAAACAGCCAGGAAGCUGCGAAUCAGUUUAGAAGGACUCAAUAUUAGCAACAGAUAAGAUUCCAAUCUUGCUUCCCCUUAUCAUCUCUUCUCAUUUUGAGCAGUUUCUCUUCGUUGGUCCCAAGUAGGAAGACACCACACUUCUGUUUAGGCAACCUCAGAUCACAUUAGCUCUUUAGGUAACUAAUAUAUUAUUAAUUUAUUUCAUGUGUUGUUUAUGAGCCCCUCUGCAGAUUGUGUAUGCUAAGCGUCCUUUCCCCAUUCUGUACCUGCAUUUGAUUUUGAGGCUUCAAAGGCAGAAUUUUCCAUUCUUCCCUAUUAUAGUUCAUUGUUCUUACCUUAUGAGGUUCUGUGUGUAUGUGUUUUUAAUCUUGACCCUGUGGUUUUAAAAUACUCACUUCCUCUGCCACCUUCACAUCGUCUACAGGGGUGGCAAGCCCACCUUCCCUAUCUUCAUCUACAGAGGACAGAGUGAGGACAGAGCCUCUAGAGUGUCGUCUCGUGGAGUUCUUUUAUUCAGCUCAUUGGUCACUUACCUGCAUUCAACAUACUGUACUGUCAUCCUACCCUUAUUUCUGCAUAUUAUCUGCAAAGAUCAUAGAAAAUCCUGUCAAACAACUCAACAUCCAAAAACAUGAUUCUGGUGAUUUGUCACUUAGCUCACCUAGUUUAAAAGGAGAGUUUGACACAACUUACCCCUUUGGGACACCCACACCGGCCCUUUCCCCAUCCCAUGCAGAAGCUUGCCUUUGCCCAGUGUGAGGUACACCAGUCACAUUUAAGGAUUUCAGCUCCUCCCUCCUUUAAGAACACCAGACUAACAUCCUUAGCAAUGCACUUUAGGAUAGAAGCAUCUGACCAUGUCAAUAUUUUUUUCUAGCUAGCUCCCUUCUUAGUUUUGUUUUUGGUUUUAGAGACAGGGUCUCACUCUGUCACCGAGGCUCCAGUGCAGUGGCACGAUCAUGGCUCACUGUAACUUUGAACUCCGGGUAUCAAGCGAUCCUCCUCCAUCAGCCCAUCUCUUGGUUUUCUUACAUGAAUUACUCUGUAUAUCCACCUCUAACGUUGCUUGGCUUUCCAUUUCAUAUCUUCUGUUGUUCUUAGUAGCUAUUUUCUACAAGCUCAGGAGAUUUUCUUGCUCUUUAGCAGGCUUAAAAUCCUCUUUUUAGAUAAAUUAUCAUCUGAGAAAAUGCAUUAUUAGCAUUAAUGGGCUAUAUUCCAUUUUUACUUGGAACCAUCCUUCUCUUACCUAUGCUAUAGCUUAUGACUCUGACUCAAAAUCCAAAUUCUACCUUUCAGGCAGUAGAGCAAAAAAAUAAUAAAAAUAAAACCUAUUUCCCCAAGUAUGUAUUUUCUUGUCUAAGAUUUUCAUAUUCCCUAAUGGAUGCUUUUUGGAUAUCUUCUGAUGGUGCCACUUGUCCCAUGAAUCAGCAGGGUUCCCUAGUGGCCGGCAGUGUCUGGAAGCCUCAGCAUACUCUAGCACAUGUGCCAGGAAGUCAGUCAACAUACCUGGUGAUUAGGAGUGUUUUAAUGACUCAGGCCCACUGGCAGGUUUCCUUAAAUUUCCUUGAACCAAUGUCAUUCUCUGUCAAAGUUUGUCUGCCUAAGAACCUCCUACUUACCUGCACUCCGUGGUGCACUUGCUUCAUUUCCCCUCAGUCUUAACUCCGCCUUCCCCAUCCUCUUGACUCUGAGUUGACUUCACUGCAGUGAAACUAAUGAGGUGCUGCUGCUUUUCCCAAAGCGCCAGGUUUACCCUCCUCUUUAUUGCCAUGGCAUUCAGUCCUUUCUCAUUGCAACCACUUGGAAGUCUGGCCCCUGAGUCUGCUUCUUUACGUGGGAGCUAGUAUUCUCAGCCCAUGGGGAGAAACGGAGGCCUGAAUACAGGCUGUCACCUAAGGUGGUGCGUACAGUGUUGGGCCACAUGUCUAGUGGUGCCAGGACUGAGAGAUCACUUGCCUCCACUGAUUACCCAGGAGGUAAGAGACCGAUCCACAAUGUUCCUGAGGUGUCUUGGGCACCCAUAGGCAGGUGAUUUCUGGCUUAGGGCAGGGUUCAGGAGGCUGGGCACUCACAGUUUCUCUUUGGUCCCACAGAACAUGUUUGGGUUGUGGAAGCCUAUGGUAUUCUUGGCUAUUGCAGCUGUGGCUCUAUAUGUGUUACCCAACAUGCGACAGCAGGAGUCAGAGUUCUGCCUCAUGGAGUGAUGGCAGACCUUGGCCAGCGCGAGGGCAGAUCCCCAGUGGCCACCACCCUCAGCUUUGGGCAGGACACACUGUGCCAGAACCCUCCCCAUAUGUUCCAUGUGUCCCCGUCUCCUCAGCCUCAGUCACCCAGGCUGGAAAGGCUUGUGGGGAGCGGCUGACUCCCAUCUCCUGCCUUGUGUAAGAACCUGAGUUCCUUGUAAUUAAAUAUCAACUGAAUUACA
Messenger RNA from Piliocolobus tephrosceles (Ugandan red Colobus), 7969 nucleotides. RefSeq names its product coiled-coil domain containing 136 (gene CCDC136). The transcript has 18 exons. Gene Ontology annotation, biological process: acrosome assembly; single fertilization. The record is from RefSeq and is a predicted model, not a curated record. Bases 81 to 3689 code for a protein of 1202 amino acids. Lineage: Eukaryota; Metazoa; Chordata; Mammalia; Primates; Cercopithecidae. Gene Ontology annotation, cellular component: acrosomal membrane.